AUGCUGCUGGAACCGGUUUAUCGCGACUUUUUGACUCUGAAUGGCCUCACGCGCCGCUCCGUCGACAAGUGCAAGCCCUGUGGAACAUCGGCUCCGCCAUGUCCCUCCUGUCCCGAGGGCACGCAGUGCCAAAUGAUCACUCAAACAUGCAACCAAUGUGCGAGCACGUAUUGCCAAAAGAUCCCUGGAUCCGAUACAUCCUCAGGCAGCUCUUCAGACUCAGGCAGCAGCGGUGGUGGCUCUGAUACCGGAGCCAUUGCUGGCGGUGUGGUUGCAGGCGUGGCCGCCGUGGGUAUCAUCGUGUUUCUGAUCUGGUGGUUUGUCAUCCGCAAGAAGCGCCAGGAGCGCGAGGCGGAAAAGAACAGCGACUUCGACGCCCGACGGGAUCAGCGCAAGUCUGUGCAGUCGAUCGCUUCGACUGUUCUCACGCGCGCCUCGAACGUCAUCCAGAUCGCCUACAUCCCCGGUGUCACCAACCGCUCUCCACCCGAGACGCCGUCCUCGCUCGUGCCUCCGGUGCCGCCACUGCCCGGUGCCACACCCGACCAGCACUUCUUCAUGCCCGGUGAUCUGCGCGACUCGGCCUGGACGCAAGCCACCGGCCACCAGAGUUUCUCUCCGACUCUGCGCAGCAGUGUCGCCACGACCAUCUAUCGCAGCGACGCCAUUGUCAGCGCACAGCCGGCCCAACAGGUCGCCCGCUCUCGUGCCAACGUGGUCAGCAUUCACACCGCGUCUAACCCCAGCACGCCAGGAUCGAACACACAAGGCAAUUUAGUGCCGGUGGUAGUGACACCGUCCGAUGCCCCCGCCGUGCCGGCCAUCACACCAGCUCAACUGGCCAAGGCCGGGGCAAUUGCUUCAUCCAACACUGUGGAAUCUGCCAAUACCUCGAGCAGCUCAAUCGUUGCGCGCUCUGUGGUGGCCAAGCCGGUGAUGGUGCGCGGCGCCUCGCUGAAGAAGAAAGGAAGCAAACCCGACACGAACCACAGCGCCACGACCGAAGCGUCCAGCGGUGUCGUGUCCGGUGCCAGCUCUCCCGACAGCCGCCAAUUCACUCACGACACUUCCACCUUUGAUGGCAAUUCUUCCGAUGAAGAUAAUAGCUACGGCGCCCAACCACCCACUCACUCCCCCUCUCCCGCGCACCCCACGAUCCCUGAACUCGAGGCUACAGACGCUGGUCCCUUUCGUGACCAGGCCUCCACAAUGGAGGCCACGUCCUCGGGCCUGAAGCGUCAGAGCGGAUCGACACUAGGUCACCGCCACCGACACAGCGCGAGCUCAAGCCGAAACAACCAGCCCGCCCUAAACCGAGUCGAAAGUCCCUUCUCCGACGCGAAUGAGGUCUCAUGA
Molecule: messenger RNA, 1356 nt
Organism: Penicillium lagena
Lineage: Eukaryota; Fungi; Ascomycota; Eurotiomycetes; Eurotiales; Aspergillaceae
Exons: 2
Coding region: 1-1356 (451 amino acids)
Source: RefSeq, a predicted model, not a curated record